UGGCUGGCGCCCGCACCUCCCAGUCGCUCCCAGUCCGUCGCGAGGAAAGGGCGCCCGCUUGGUCUCCACUCCGGGACCCCUGCCGAGCCUCCCUAGCCGCCGUCUCGCCGCGUGUGCCGCUGGGCUCCGCUUAGACAGAAUCUGCGAGCGCCGUGCCCGGGAAUUGCCAGCCCCGGGGAGGCGCCGCCCGCAAGGACACCUCUCCGUCCCGCUUCGUCUGCAACUCCGGUCCUUGUCGAGCUCGACGCGAGCCAGGAGUCCGGACGUCCCUCUGCGCGCGGCGCAGCAGCUCGAGCAGUCCCCGCUGACCCAGCUCGGAGCCAACUCCACCUCGACCUGGGACUCCUGACGCGAAUUCUCAGACACUUCUCACCUCGGGGCUGUGCCUGCCUCCCGCUCGCCCUUCCGCUGCCCUCCCUCUCCGCUCAGGACGGGGGUGCCAAGAUGCCCCGCUACUGCCCAGGGCCCGGGGCCGCCCCCGACGUGUGACCCCAGCCUGGUCCCCCUGCUCGGCCGUCCGCCCUCCCCUUGGAGACCCCCGGCCCGGCCCCCGGGGGAGGAGGAAGAAGACGACGAAGCCGAGGGGGGGGAUGUCCAGCUCCAAAAGCGUGAGCCCCCCGGGCUACGCGGCGCAGACAACGGCGGCGCCGGCGUCCCGGGGAGGCCCAGAACACCGCUCCGCGUGGGGUGAGGCGGACUCCCGCGCCAAUGGCUACCCUCACGCGCCUGGGGGUUCGGCCCGCGGGUCUACCAAGAAACCCGGGGGAGCGGUGACCCCGCAGAAGCAGCAGCGCCUGGCCAGUCGCUGGCGUAGCGACGACGACGACGAUCCUCCGCUGAGUGGAGACGACCCUCUGGUCGGGGGCUUCGGCUUCAGCUUCCGUUCCAAGUGCCUGGAGGAGCGGCGGGGCAAGGGCCGCGCGGCCGACGAGCUGGAGGCCGGUGCCGUCGAGGACGACGAAGAGUCCGGGGAUGGCGGUAGCUCAGCAGGUUCGGGCUCGGCGCCCGGCGCGGUGCUGUCGCUGGGCGCUUGCUGCCUGGCACUGCUGCAGAUAUUCCGCUCCAAGAAGUUCCCGUCGGACAAGCUGGAGCGGCUGUACCAGCGCUACUUCUUCCGUCUGAACCAGAGCAGCCUCACUAUGCUCAUGGCUGUGCUGGUGCUAGUGUGCCUCGUCAUGUUGGCCUUUCACGCUGCGCGGCCCCCGCUCCAGCUGCCCUACCUGGCCGUGCUGGUGGCCGCGGUGAGUGUGAUCCUCGUCAUGGCCGUGCUCUGCAACCGUGCCGCCUUCCACCAGGACCACAUGGGCCUGGCCUGCUACGCGCUCAUAGCCGUGGUGCUGGCCGUCCAGGUGGUGGGCCUCUUGCUGCCCCAGCCACGCAGCGCCUCCGAAGGCAUCUGGUGGACCGUGUUCUUCAUCUAUACCAUCUACACGCUCCUGCCUGUGCGCAUGCGGGCCGCGGUACUCAGCGGGGUGCUCCUGUCUGCCCUCCACCUGGCCAUUGCCCUGCGCACCAACGCCCAGGACCAGUUCUUGCUCAAGCAGCUUGUCUCCAAUGUCCUCAUUUUCUCCUGCACCAACAUCGUGGGUGUCUGUACCCACUACCCGGCUGAGGUCUCCCAGAGACAGGCCUUCCAGGAGACCCGGGAGUGCAUCCAGGCGCGGCUCCAUUCACAGCGGGAGAAUCAGCAGCAGGAGCGGCUCCUGCUGUCUGUCCUUCCCCGUCACGUUGCCAUGGAGAUGAAAGCAGACAUCAACGCCAAGCAGGAGGAUAUGAUGUUCCAUAAGAUUUACAUCCAGAAACAUGACAACGUGAGCAUCCUGUUUGCGGACAUUGAGGGCUUCACCAGUCUGGCAUCCCAGUGCACUGCCCAGGAGCUGGUCAUGACCCUCAAUGAGCUCUUUGCCCGCUUUGACAAGCUGGCUGCGGAGAAUCACUGUUUACGUAUUAAGAUCCUGGGAGAUUGCUAUUACUGCGUCUCGGGGCUGCCUGAAGCGAGGGCUGACCAUGCCCACUGCUGCGUGGAGAUGGGCAUGGACAUGAUUGAGGCCAUCUCGCUGGUCCGGGAGGUGACGGGUGUGAACGUGAACAUGCGUGUGGGAAUCCACAGCGGGCGAGUGCACUGCGGUGUCCUUGGUCUCAGGAAGUGGCAGUUCGACGUCUGGUCCAACGACGUCACGCUGGCCAACCACAUGGAGGCUGGAGGCAAGGCAGGACGCAUCCAUAUCACCAAGGCCACACUCAACUACUUGAAUGGCGACUACGAAGUGGAGCCAGGCUGUGGGGGCGAGCGCAACGCCUACCUCAAGGAGCACAGCAUCGAGACCUUCCUCAUCCUGCGCUGCACCCAGAAGCGGAAAGAAGAGAAGGCCAUGAUUGCCAAGAUGAAUCGCCAGAGAACCAACUCCAUCGGGCACAACCCGCCACACUGGGGGGCUGAGCGCCCCUUCUACAACCACUUGGGUGGCAACCAGGUGUCCAAGGAGAUGAAGCGGAUGGGUUUUGAAGACCCCAAGGACAAGAACGCCCAGGAAAGUGCAAACCCCGAGGAUGAAGUGGACGAAUUUCUGGGCCGUGCCAUUGACGCCAGGAGCAUCGACAGGCUGCGGUCUGAGCAUGUCCGCAAGUUCCUCUUGACCUUCAGGGAGCCUGACUUAGAGAAGAAGUACUCCAAGCAGGUGGAUGACCGAUUCGGUGCCUAUGUGGCAUGUGCCUCGCUCGUCUUCCUCUUCAUCUGCUUUGUCCAGAUCACCAUCGUGCCCCACUCUGUGUUCAUGCUGAGUUUCUAUCUGACCUGUUUCCUGCUGCUGACCUUGGUGGUGUUUGUGUCCGUGAUCUACUCCUGCGUGAAGCUCUUUCCGGCCCCGCUGCAGACCCUCUCCAGGAAGAUCGUACGGUCCAAGAUGAACAGCACCCUGGUGGGGGUGUUCACCAUCACCCUGGUGUUCCUGUCGGCUUUUGUCAACAUGUUCACCUGCAACUCCAAGGACCUGUUUGGCUGCCUGGCAGAUGAGCACAAUGUCAGCGUCAGCCAAGUCAACGCGUGCCAUGUGGUGGAGUCGGCCGUCAACUACAGCCUGGGGGACGAGCGGGGCUUCUGCGGCAGCUCCUGGCCCAACUGCAACUUCCCCGAGUACUUCACCUACAGCGUGCUGCUCUGCCUGCUGGCCUGCUCCGUGUUCCUGCAGAUCAGCUGCAUUGGGAAGCUGGUGCUCAUGCUGGCCAUUGAGCUCGUCUACGUGCUGGUCGUCGAGGUGCCUGGUGUCACACUCUUUGACAACGCCGACCUGCUGGUCACCGCCAACGCCAUAGACUUCAGCAACAACGGGACCUCCCAGUGCCCUGAGCACGCGACCAAGGUGGCACUGAAGGUGGUGACGCCCAUCAUCAUCUCCGUCUUCGUGCUGGCCCUGUACCUGCAUGCCCAGCAGGUGGAGUCCACCGCCCGCCUUGACUUCCUCUGGAAACUGCAGGCCACGGAGGAGAAGGAAGAGAUGGAGGAGUUGCAGGCCUACAACCGGCGGCUGCUGCACAACAUCCUGCCCAAGGACGUGGCUGCGCACUUCCUGGCCCGCGAGCGGCGCAACGACGAGCUCUACUACCAGUCGUGCGAGUGCGUGGCCGUCAUGUUCGCCUCCAUCGCCAACUUCUCCGAGUUCUACGUGGAGCUGGAGGCCAACAACGAGGGCGUUGAGUGCCUGCGGCUGCUCAACGAGAUCAUUGCCGACUUCGAUGAGAUCAUCAGCGAGGAUCGGUUCAGACAGCUAGAAAAGAUCAAGACCAUUGGCAGCACCUACAUGGCCGCCUCAGGCCUCAACGACUCCACCUACGACAAGGUGGGCAAGACCCACAUCAAAGCUCUCGCUGACUUCGCCAUGAAGCUGAUGGACCAAAUGAAGUACAUCAACGAGCACUCGUUCAACAACUUCCAGAUGAAGAUUGGGCUUAAUAUUGGCCCCGUGGUGGCAGGGGUUAUUGGGGCCCGCAAGCCUCAGUACGACAUCUGGGGCAAUACAGUGAACGUGGCCAGCCGCAUGGACAGUACUGGUGUGCCCGACCGCAUCCAGGUGAGUGCAGGAACAUCCACCCCACCCACAUGGGGGCCUCUGUGUGUUGCUAAGUGGUCUUCUAGCAGCCCCCACAGUUGCCAGUCAGAAUUUCUGCAGCCGAUUUGAGGAUGAUGGGGAAGUUGGCACUGAUGUCUUGAAAGCUUGGGGAACGCAAUUGUGUUUCAGGCCCUCAGUACCUUGGACAGAUCUUCUAUCCUGUGCAAAGCCCUCUACUGGCCACAGAUGGAACUGGGGGCGUUGGGGGUAGCCAGCUGCUGAUGCCAGGCUAGAAGUGCUAAGGGACAACCCAGCCACCCACAGGGGACACAAGAUGACCGCAGGGAGCAGGGUCUUGCCAC
This is a messenger RNA of Vicugna pacos (alpaca), 4408 nucleotides long. The record is from RefSeq and is a predicted model, not a curated record. Lineage: Eukaryota; Metazoa; Chordata; Mammalia; Artiodactyla; Camelidae.